GGCUCUUUUUGACUACGACAGGACAAGGGACAGUUGCCUCCCUAGCCAGGGCCUGAGUUUCUCCUAUGGGGACAUCCUGCAUGUCAUCAAUGCCUCCGAUGAUGAGUGGUGGCAGGCACGGCUGGUUACACCCCAUGGGGAGAGUGAGCAAAUUGGGGUCAUACCAAGCAAGAAAAGAGUGGAAAAGAAAGAGCGUGCACGGUUAAAAACAGUCAAGUUCCACGCAAGGACGGGCAUGAUUGAGUCCAACAGGGUGAGUGAGUCGUCCUCCUCCUCCUGUGAACGGCUCAUGGGAGCUGCCCCACUUCCCCUGAGUGUGGGAAUUGGUGGCUUCUCAUAGUAUCCUGGAGGCUCCUAUUACUGAGCAUCUCAUUUCUCACAGCCACACAAACAAAAGCGUACAAUUACAAACAUGCACUGUGCCAUCAUAAUCAGCUAUGAUGAUUAGAUCAAUUCUUCUCAGUUCUGGUCCUGGAGGCCCCCCCAAUACUUCACAUUUCUGAUGUUUCCCUCACCUGAUUUAACUUCUCUGCUCAUUAAUAAAAAAAGUGCUCACUAGCCCUAUUCGGAUGG
This is a messenger RNA of Sinocyclocheilus rhinocerous, 573 nucleotides long. RefSeq names its product disks large homolog 3-like. Gene Ontology annotation, molecular function: protein kinase binding; ionotropic glutamate receptor binding. The transcript has 2 exons. Gene Ontology annotation, biological process: regulation of postsynaptic membrane neurotransmitter receptor levels; chemical synaptic transmission; receptor clustering. NCBI's taxonomy places the organism in Eukaryota, Metazoa, Chordata, Actinopteri, Cypriniformes, Cyprinidae. The record is from RefSeq and is a predicted model, not a curated record. Gene Ontology annotation, cellular component: postsynaptic density membrane; neuron projection; neuromuscular junction. The annotation marks the transcript as partial.